GCGCAAGACAGAGAGACCCAGAGAAAUUCAGAGAAUCCCACCAAAAAACAAAACAGAAAAAAAAAAAAAAGAAAAAGAAAAAAAAGAAAGAAAGAAAGACACAGAAGAUGAAGAACAACCUCUUCUGAGAUUAAUCUACGGAGGUCCAAGAGCUCUAUUUCUCUCUCUCCCCCCACACGCGCUACCUCGGCUGUGACACCCAUGCGGCGUGGACGGACCGUAGAUCCAGCGACCGCAGGGAAAACAACGUUCGGUCAUGAGGUUAAAUCUAAGGAUGUUAAAUUCAGAGGCGUGCGGAAGAGGCCGUGGGGCCGAUACGCGGCUGAGAUCCGAGAUCCGUGGAAGAAAACCCGGGUCUGGCUCGGCACGUUCGACUCAGCGGAGGACGCGGCCCGGGCUUACGACACCGCGGCGUUGUCGCUGCGGGGGCCCAAGGCGAAGAUCAAUUUCCCGGUGACAGGCGCUCAAAUCGCCGAUUUUCGGGUCAGGGACGAGGGGAGGGUUUCGGGCGUUUCGGCUGGUUCGGGGAGGUUGAACGGUCCGGUUCAGCGACACGCGGCGAGGCCGACGACGAGUAGUAUGAGCAGCACGGUGGAGUCGUUCAGUGGGCCCAGGGUUGCGGUGGUGGCCCCCCCGAGGGUGAAGGUUGCACCAGUGCCGCCCGCGCAUCCGGGCCCGGCCGCGCCCGAUGACUGCCGCAGCGACUGCGACUCCUCGUCUUCGGUCGUGGACGACAACAAUGACAACGACUGCGUGCUCACCUCGUCGUUUCGGAGGAAAUUCCUGCCUUUCGAUCUCAACCUCCCGCCUCCGAUGGACGGCGAUGAUUGCGAUCUUCGUGCCACGGCUCUGUGUCUCUGAAUCAACGGUCACUUUUUCGAUUUCGAUCAACGUUUUUUUUGUUGUACCUUAUUUUCUCGAGAAAAAAAAAAUCGAUAAUUGGGAUUUUGUUCUUUUUUUUUUUCUUUUUUUUUCAAAUUCUAAAAUCCUACCUUGUUAGAUUAUUAUGUAAGAAUAGUUGUAAUUUGGGUUGCUCUGCGAUCUGGGGUUUCUUCAACUUUCCUGGGCUAUGAAUCUUUGUACCUCUGUAUUGUUGAAGAUAAUUAGAUCGUAUCACAAAGCAAUGGAUGCUCUUGAUCUAAUUUUCAUCA
This is a messenger RNA of Corylus avellana, 1151 nucleotides long. RefSeq names its product ethylene-responsive transcription factor 3. Gene Ontology annotation, molecular function: DNA binding; DNA-binding transcription factor activity. Gene Ontology annotation, biological process: regulation of DNA-templated transcription. The record is from RefSeq and is a predicted model, not a curated record. Lineage: Eukaryota; Viridiplantae; Streptophyta; Magnoliopsida; Fagales; Betulaceae.